CGGCGCCGGGGCCCCCGCUCCUUUACGCGACGCGCCGUACGCACAGGAGCGCAUGAGGCUCACGCACUGACACGCACGGUGACCCGGUCCGGUCACACGCUCGGCUCGUCUACGCGGACAUAUUUGUCAAUAAAGUUUGAGCACGCGGCGGUUUUUAGAUGACGAUGACGGCUAAAACUUUGGACAAAGUUCCGGUGAGUCUCGGCGGGUUCGUGCACCCGGACCCAGUUUACUCGGUGGAUGAUCUGUCAACGUCCGUCACCAUCUUCCAGAACGCGGAUCUGGGAGCGCACUACGACCAGAUGACCGCGGCAGCAGAUGGCUUGGUGAGCGCAGACAUGAGUGCGGAGAAACGCUCCCUGGACUUCUCCUCUUACUCCGGCGGCUUCUCUCAGCCUCCGUCCCACCGGAACCAGACCUUCACCUACAUGGGGAAGUUCUCCAUCGACUCCCAGUACCCGGCCAGCUGGAAUCCUGAGGGAGUCAUCAAUAUCGUCUCAGCGGGAUUCCUCGGCAUGGCCCAGCCGGCGCCUCCUCCUCCUCCCUCCUCUUCAGCGUCCUCCUCCCCGGCUUCCUCAGAAUCUCCCAGUCACUUUUCCAGCGGAAAUUUGAGUUGCACCAUGGCGGCUCAGAACCAGGCAGAGAUGGACCACCAGCAUCACCUGUACUCCCCUCCGCCUCCUUACUCCUCCUCUGGAUGCGGGGAGGUCUACCAGGACCCCUCGGCGUUUCUGGCCACCUCCACCUGCCCCAUCGCCUCUUAUCCGCCGCCCUCCUACUCCUCCCCCAAACAGCCCGGCUCCUCAGACGCACCGGGAAUCUUUCCCAUCAUCCCCGACUACUCGGGCUUCUUCCAGCCCGCCUGUCAGCGGGACAUGCACACGGCGGGGAUGCAAGACCGGAAACCUUUCGGUCCUUGUCCCCUUGACACAUUCCGGGUGCCCCCGCCGCUGACCCCACUGAACACGAUCAGGAACUUUACGCUGGGGGGUCCCACUGGUACUGGGUCAGACGGAGGAGCACCGAGGAUGCCUUCUGCCUACAGCCCACAGAAUCUGCCCCUGAGGCCGAUCCUGCGACCCAGAAAAUACCCAAACAGACCCAGCAAGACGCCCAUCCACGAGCGUCCCUACCCCUGUCCGGCAGAGGGCUGCGACCGGCGCUUCUCCCGCUCCGACGAACUAACCAGACACAUCCGGAUCCACACGGGACACAAGCCGUUCCAGUGUCGAAUCUGCAUGCGGAACUUCAGCCGCAGCGACCACCUCACCACACACAUCCGGACGCACACCGGAGAGAAGCCGUUCGCGUGCGACUUCUGCGGCCGCAAGUUCGCCCGCAGUGACGAGCGCAAGAGACACACAAAGAUCCACCUGAGACAGAAGGAGAGGAAGUCCGCCGGCGCCUCCUCCGCGUCCAGCGGCUCCGGGAUGGAGCAGCCGGGACCCGUCAGCGGGAUCUGCUCCUAGUCUCCGCUUCGCUGUCACCAUGGCAGCGUGACGCACACUAACCCACGAGGAGCGCACCAAACGGCGGCCUGUGCGCAAUUACGCACAGCUCGAGGCAGCCGCGCGCACCGUGUACGGCGUGCACACAUUACAAUUAAUUCCUAACGAUGAACACGGCUGUAGUUUAUUUUUUUUUUUUAACAAUGCGCGCGCGCGCUGCGCAGUGCGUCAGUGUGAAUUACUGCGGUAACGUGUGUGCGGACGCGCACGGACUCGGAACGCUUCUGUAUAUUUGGAACACAUUUUAUUUUUGUACGUUUAUUGUUGUGUAACUCAAAGUGUUAACGAGUUGUGUUGUCACGUGUCACGCUGUGAAUUUGUUG
Thalassophryne amazonica is the source of this 1831-nucleotide messenger RNA. It is a transcript of the gene egr2b, whose product is annotated as early growth response 2b. Gene Ontology annotation, molecular function: RNA polymerase II cis-regulatory region sequence-specific DNA binding; DNA-binding transcription factor activity, RNA polymerase II-specific. NCBI's taxonomy places the organism in Eukaryota, Metazoa, Chordata, Actinopteri, Batrachoidiformes, Batrachoididae. Bases 159 to 1469 code for a protein of 436 amino acids. Gene Ontology annotation, biological process: regulation of transcription by RNA polymerase II. The transcript has 2 exons. The record is from RefSeq and is a predicted model, not a curated record.